Molecule: messenger RNA, 872 nt
Organism: Heterotrigona itama
Lineage: Eukaryota; Metazoa; Arthropoda; Insecta; Hymenoptera; Apidae
Source: the annotation of a GenBank genome assembly
UCUCAUAAUCCAAGUGUGUCUGCGAAUUUACAACACUUUGCCAAAAAUAUGUCACUACACAUAGACGAUUAUAUAUUUGAAACAGUGUUAGGGCAAGGCUCCUUCGGAACAUACUAGAAGAAGUGAAAUGUUUGCACACGUUGAGGCACACUAAUAUAGUGGCAUAUUAUGGAGCUUGGAUAGAGAACAAUCACAGUUACAUUCUUAUGGAGUAUGCAACGCGUGGCACCCUGAAAGAUCUGUUAGAAAACAACGAGACACCGCUCAAAGAGGAAGAUGCGCUGUACUUGUUCUCCCAAGUUGUUUUAGGAGUCCAUCACAUUCAUUUCAAAAAGAUUCUUCACCGUGAUUUGAAGCCGGAAAAUAUCAUGCUGACUGGCAGUCGCGGUGACAUCGUGAAAAUUGGAGAUUUCGGCGUCUCGAAAAAUUUCGCGGAGUAUCAUUCACUAUUAACGAACUCAUCGAUCGCAUGUCGCGCCGGAUCUUUUCGUUACAUGGCACCGGAAAUGCUGAGGGACCAAUUUUACGACUUCAAGUGCGACAUAUGGAGCAUGGGUGUCAUUCUCUACGAAAUGGUCACGAAGAGACACCCCUUUCCUGCUACGACUUUAACGGAUAUUAUAAGAAUGAUCUGCGAGGAAAGGCCACGACCCCUUCCCGAGGGAACGUCAACGACCAUUAUUAGCCUGAUAUCAAAAAUGUUGAGAAAAGAUCCGUUUCACCGGCCUAAAAUAGAUCAAUUGGUCAUUUGUUCGUACCUCGUGCCUUUCAUCAUUAGAAUAUAUUUAAACUUGGGACGAAUUUCGAACGUUAUUAACAAGGGGAACGGGAACUACGAUUCGGGAAUAUUUUUGAGAUUUCUAAAAUCGCAA